GGGGCUUUAGUUUGCUUGUGUUUCGUUCCCACAGCUAGUCACAUCGGAUUCCUCUGGGAAAGAGCGCAAAUCGGUCCCGUUUGAACACGGGGAACAGCGCGCGCGGGAUCCGUCCGCCGCCACGAGGGUCUCCACCUCUCCCUUUGCCUGAUUUCAAUAUCGCUCAUUGAUUUUGAUUUGAUCAGAGCAUAAACAAAACAGAAAAGAGGGGAAAGGCAAAUAAAGAGGAAAAGAGGAAGGUUGUGGAUAAUGACAUCUGAUCUAUAGCGCGCCGCCAGAGCCGCCGCUGAUGAUCAUCCAGUUUUUCUUAAAGUGACAUUAGAUUUUUUUUUAUCUCUUCUUUUUUCGCUCACGAGCCAUCAGUGAAGAUCUGAAGAUCUCACCGGGUAUCUUAUCUCUCACGCGUCUCCCAAACCUUGUGCUUGACAGCGCGAGAUUGCUUCCACGCGCUACUUGUUUCUUUUUUUGUUUUGUUUUUAUUUUCCUUUUCAUUACAUUUGAGUAAUUUUUUGUACAUUUUUGAGUGGACUAGAGAAAACCAAGGAACACUCCGAGACUCCAUCUGACCUGUCCAGACUUCAGCCUCGAUUUUUACGGAGAGAUAAUUUUUUUGUGGAGCGAUCAGAUUUUUGCCAGAUAGGACAGAAAGAGAAAAAGAGAGACGGGGACUUGGGGAAUAAAUCUGGAUAAAGAAAAACAAUAAAAAGGAAAAGAAGAAGAAGAAAAAUAAGUGACUUGGGAGAAUAGACAAAAGUCCGCGUGCUCAUGUUCGGGAUCCAGGAGAGCAUUCAGAGGAGCGGGAGUAGCAUGAAGGAGGAGCCGAUGGGCGGCGGCAUGAACGCGGUCAGGACGUGGAUGCAGGGCGCCGGAGUGCUGGACGCGGCCACCGCCGCGCAGAGUGGAGUGGGUCUGGCCCGGGCUCACUUUGAGAAGCAGCCGCCGUCCAACCUGCGCAAAUCCAACUUCUUCCACUUCGUGCUGGCUCUGUACGACAGGCAGGGGCAGCCCGUGGAGAUCGAGAGGACGUCGUUCGUGGGAUUUGUGGAGAAAGAAAAGGAACCCACCGGAGAAAAGACAAACAAUGGGAUUCAUUACAAACUACAGCUCCUCUACAGCAACGGUAUCAGAACAGAACAAGAUUUUUAUGUACGCUUGAUCGACUCCAUGACCAAACAGGCUAUCAUUUACGAAGGUCAGGACAAGAAUCCGGAGAUGUGCCGAGUUCUGCUAACACACGAGAUCAUGUGCAGCCGCUGCUGUGACAAGAAGAGUUGUGGCAACCGUAACGAAACACCUUCCGACCCCGUCAUCAUAGACAGGUUCUUCCUCAAGUUCUUCCUGAAGUGCAACCAGAACUGUCUGAAGAAUGCAGGGAACCCGCGGGACAUGCGGCGCUUCCAGGUGGUGGUUUCUACGACGGUCAGCGUGGACGGUCAUGUCUUGGCCGUGUCCGACAACAUGUUCGUGCACAACAACUCCAAACACGGGCGCCGGGCUCGCCGACUGGACCCCUCAGAGGGAACCCCGUCAUACCUGGAGCACGCCACUCCAUGCAUUAAGGCCAUCAGUCCAAGUGAAGGUUGGACCACAGGUGGCGCCACAGUGAUCAUCAUUGGGGACAACUUCUUCGACGGACUGCAGGUCAUCUUCGGCACCAUGCUGGUCUGGAGCGAGCUGAUCACCCCUCACGCCAUCCGGGUACAGACUCCACCCAGACACAUACCGGGGGUGGUGGAGGUCACUCUGUCCUACAAAUCCAAACAGUUCUGCAAGGGAACACCGGGCAGGUUCAUCUACACAGCGCUGAACGAGCCCACCAUCGACUACGGCUUCCAGAGGUUACAGAAGGUCAUCCCCAGACACCCUGGUGAUCCUGAGCGCUUACCGAAGGAAGUGAUUCUGAAGAGAGCAGCAGAUCUAGUAGAAGCCCUGUAUGGGAUGCCACACAAUAAUCAGGAGAUCAUUCUGAAGCGGGCGGCGGAUAUCGCUGAGGCGCUCUACAACGUUCCUCGAACACACAACCAGCUGCCCGGCCUCUCCAACAGCUCUGUUCACGCCGGCAUGAUGGGCGUCAACUCUUUCCACGGCCAGCUCGCCGUCAACGUCUCCGAGUCCACACAGGCAGCCAAUCAGGGUUUCAGUCGGAACACAAGCAGCGUAUCUCCUCACGGUUACGUGCCGAGCUCCACCCCCCAGCAGAGCAGCUACAGCACGGUCAGCACGAGUAUGAACGGCUACGGCAACAGCGGCAUGACCACGCUGGGAGGCUCGCCCAACUUCCUCAACGGCUCGGCCGCCAACUCCCCCUACGCCAUCGUCCCUUCCAGUCCCACCAUGGCCUCCUCCACCAGCCUGCCCUCCAACUGCAGCAGCUCCUCGGGCAUCUUCUCCUUCUCUCCCGCCAACAUGGUGUCGGCCGUCAAGCAGAAGAGCGCCUUUGCCCCGGUGGUCCGGCCCCAAGCCUCGCCCCCACCCACCUGCACCAGCGCCAACGGCAACGGCCUGCAAGUAGAUCAGUCUUUUGUGGACUCUAGCAAGUAUUCCACAACCAGCUCCCUGCAGGGACUGGCCUUCUCCUGAACGAUCCCGGGGAUGAUCGUUCCUCCUAUGUAGAGGCUCCAGGCUGCUGAAGAGACACAUUUGAUCUGGGCUGAAGCUCGAACCCACCGGUCUGAACUGCAGACGACUGCGAGUGGGAAGCAGAGAAACAGACAUAAACUCAGACUUUAAACUCAGGCCUUUUUCAUCACAGAUCUCACCAGAACGGGAACGGCGAGUGUGCUGCAGCUGCUGCGGCAACGGCUGGACUUUUUCUAGAUUUUUCUUUUUCAGGCUCCUCUGCUGAAGGACACGCCCCCACGAACACUACCUGCGCGGAGAGAGAGCGACGGCCCGCUUUCGUUUGCCGGUUUUGGGCUUUUUUUGAUGAAAUGGACGUUGUUUGUUUGCCUUUUAUAUUGGAACUGUACCAUAAACACACUAUAGGACACUACCAGAGCGGGAGCUGUGAGGCUGAUGGAGCUGGACGUUGCUUUGCGUGAGGAAAACGGCAGAAAUCUUUUUUAACGAGUCAGAAUAAGAGGUCAAAAGGUCAACACUCAUCCAAGUGAAAAUAAGGAACAUUCUAAUUUUCAACAUUUUCAAAAUUUAAAAAUGUAACAUUUUCAAAAAUUCAUAUUUUCAAAAUUGCUGUAUUCUGAAAUUUUCAAAAAUUCAAAAAUUCAAAAUUUCAAAUUUCAAAUUUUCAAAAAUAUUUGCUUUGUUUUUUAUUAUUAUUAUUAUUAUUAUUAUUAUUAUUAUUAUUAUUAUUAUUAUUAUUAUUAUUAAUAUUAUGUACUGCCAUGUCAUCCUUCAGUGAUGUUAAAUGUUUCAAUAUUUCAGGUACAUGCUGGUUCAUUCAUUUUUACAUAUGUUUAAAAAAAAACGCCAAAAUAUGCCAAACGUCAGAAUACACCAGAAAAAAUGCCAGAAUACACCAGAAAAUGCCAAAAAAUGCCAGAAUACACCAGAAAACGUCAGAAUAAACCAGAAAAAAUGCCAGAAUUCACCAGAAAACGACAGAAUACACCAGAAAAUGACAGAAUACACCAGACAAUGCCAAAAAAGCCAGAAUACACCAGACAAAAGCCAGAAUUCACCAGAAAACAUCAGAAUAAACCAGAAAAAAAUGGCAGAAUACACCAGAAAAAAGUCAGAAUACACCAGAAAACGACAGAAUACACCAGAAAAAUAGAAGAAUACACCAGAAAAUUGCCAGAAUACACCAGAAAAAUAGCAGAAUACACCAGAAAAAAGUCAGAAUACACCAGAAAACGACAGAAUACACCAGAAACCGCAAACAAAUCAAAAUACACCAGAAUAUGACAGAAAACGCCAGAAUACACCAAAAAACACCAGAAUACAUCGCAAUACACCAGAAUAUGUCAGGGAAUAUGUCUGAGUUUUGUUGCCAUUUUAUUUUUACAUUUUUUUUUCAUUUUAGAAGCAAAGCUAGUGUGUUUUUUUAUAUUUUUGUUAUAAUUAUUUCACAUGCGUUUGAUGGAUGGUCGUAUGAGGCUGCAUCACUAAAGCCAUAAGAAAAAUUUAUUCUAAUUGAGUUAUUGUUCAUAUUUUAUCGUAUAUUUAAAAUAAGAAAAAGGAAAAACAACUGGAGACUGUGAGUUUGACCUUUUGCUCGUUCGCUCUCUGCUCGUCUACGAAGGAUCAAACGAAGUGAUGAAGAAGAACAGAGAUGAGAAGAAGAUGAGAAGAUGAGUGUACGCUCAGUUCGGCUGCUAGAUCCUCCCACUUUCUUUCUUUUUUCUUUUUGAAUUCUUGUUUUUUUUAUAUAGUGAUCGUGAAGGAAAUGACUUGAAUAAUCGGAGGAUGUUGAUAAUUCGCCAGCACUGUAAUCGCCUGCUCUUGGAAACGUGUCAAACACCCAACGAACAGCCAAUCAGCCGUUUGAUUGGCUCCCUUUAGUACUCAUAUAUUUUGUACAUAUGCAUUUUUUUUUGGUUUGUUUGUUUGUUUGGUAGAUUUUGGGCAAAAUUGUUAAAUAUAUUUAUAUUAAAAUGUCUUAAGGCAGCUUGUCAGUUUAGUAUCAAUCACAGUAACGAUCUGUACUGCAAAAUAUUUGAAAUAUCGCCAAUUUAAAAGAAAAAAGUAAAAAAAACGAGAAACAAAAAGAAUAUCAGCUACAGCAUCAGUUUUUUUUGUGUGUUUGUUUUUUUUUUGGAUUCUGGACGUUAAAAACUGAGCAGGUUCUGUAAAAUAUCCAUAUACAUAAUGUAUUUAUCUCUCGAGUUUUAUGUACAUUGUUUUUUUUUUUUUUCGUUUUGGAUAUUUUUUCCUCGUUUUUUUUUUUAUUAUUAUUAUUGUGUACAUUGUUCUAUGUAAAUGUUCUACAUGCCGUUCUGUCUGUCUGUCCGCCAGCCACCGAUUUCUUCAUUCAUUGUUAAAAUUGUUUAAUUGUUGAAUUUCGUAAAUUGUUCAUUUGUUUUUGUUUUUCAUGUUUGUAUGAUUUUUGUCAUGCUUCCAUUUUUUGAGUUCCGUUCAUGAAAAAAAGCCAUUGUCUAUUUUUGUAUAAUUUGUAAGUUAAAUUUUUUUUUUCUUUUCUUUUUUUUUUUUUGAAUUUUUUAAUGUAUGGCAAAAAGUAGCAUCUUAUUCUGAUAGUAUUUAGUUAUGUAGAUUUUUAAAAAAAUAUAUAUGAUGAAUAUAUAAAUCUAUAUCUUUUUUUUUCUUUCGUUUUUCUCUUUGAGGCUUACAGAAAUUGAUACUGUUGUUAAACUAAUAAUAUGCAUGGGCUCUUCUCUUCUGAGAGUGUGUUUGAAACUAGAGGGGGGAUUUUUUUGGAUGAAAUAUGAAAAUACUUUCUUUCUCUUUCGUGUUUUUUCUCUUUUUUUUGUGUUUUUUUUUUUGUUCGUUUUUUCCUCCUCCUUUCUUUGCUUUUCUGGAUUUGUUGAUUAUUUAUGCCUGCUUGUAUAUCUGUAUAUUCUGUCUAUUCUAUUCUUUUUUCCUUUCAUUCGUACCAGUACCAGCAGUUUAGAUGCCUUAACAAUGCAAACCCAGUUUAUCGCAUACAAUCAAAUGUACAGUUACCAUUAUCACCACCGUUAUAGCACCGUUACACAGUACCAGGGGCGCUUUUACGUCAGAUUUUAGGGGUAAAAACGAGAAAAAAAGCACAAAUUGUUCUGUUUUACCCACUUCCCCCUUUUUUUAACCUAAAUACUGUUUAAAUAAACCCAGCUCAGCCACGCAGGGAAGGUUAAGGGAAUAUUAUUAUUAAUUUUUGUAUGUGUUUUAUGGAGGAUUAUGAAGGAUAAUGAGGCGGUUUUGUGUUUGGAGGUGUGUGUGUGUGUAUGGAGAGAGAGUGUAAGAUUCAUAUUUAAUGUUUUUGCAUUGCAGCAGCUGUGUGUGUGUGUGUGUGUGUGUGUGUGUGUGUGUUGCUGUGGGGGAUGUGGGAGCACUUUAUUAUUAAUUUAAAAGAAAAGGCUGGCGUUUUAAUUUGGUGUUUGUGCUGUAGUGUGUGUAAAUGUGUGUAAGUGUGUGUUAGUGUGUGUGUAGGUGUGUGUAAGUGUGUGUAUAAGUGUGAGUUAGUGUGUGUUUGAUUCACGGUUCAGUGAGGGCAGUGAAAAUCCUAAAAAGCCAUAUCGUAUCGAACACGUUCACCAACAGCUCAGAGAGCGGCGUGCCGGUGCUCCGACACUGCAGACGGUAGCACACUUUUACACUUUUUCACCAGUGUGUGUGUGUGUAUGUGUGUGUAUGCAUAUGUGUGUGUGAGUGUGUGUGUACGCGUUAGUACUGCUGAAUCAAACUGAAAGAUUAGCAUCCUGGCACUAGCGAAACGCAAAGUUUCCAGUCACAUUCAGAGAUCAAAGACACAUAUGAUUACAUUGUUACUGUAUUAUGGCCAGCCCCGCCCCCAGACCUAGCCCUGCCCCAAGCCCCGCCCACAAACACACCGCCCACAAAGCCCACUGUCAUGUAAACCAAAAGUAGCCCACAUGUACCAAAACAUGUCUGGUCCACUUUUGGCACAUCUGUACGUGAGACAAAACUAGCCCACAUGUUGAAAAUGCACAUUUAGCCCACAUGUACCAAAACUUAUCUGGUCCAUAUUUGGCACAGAUAUGGCAGUGCUGCCUAUGGAAAAUCUGCAUGUAAGACAAAAGUGGCCUACAAAUAGAUAACAGACAUUUGGCCCACAUGUUGUAAAACUUAUAUGGCCCACUUUUGGCACAGAUAUUGUAGUUCUGCCUAUGGAAAAUCUGCAUAUGAGACAAAAGUAGACAACAUGUUGAAAACAGACAUUUGGCCCACAUGUUCCAAAAUGCAUCUGAGACAAAUGCAUGUGAGACAAAAGUAGCCCACAUGUACCAAACAAAUCUGGCCCACUUUUGGCACAGAUAUGGCAGUGCUGCCUAUGGAAAAUCUGCAUGUGAGACCAAUGUAGCCUACAUAUUGAAAACAGACAUUUGGCCCUUAUGUUCCAAAACUUAUCUGGCCCACUUUUGGCACAGAUAUGGCAGUGCUCCCUAUGGAAAAUCACACGUUGAAAAUCGGGUCCACUUUUGUCAUAUAUACAUGUGAGACAAAAGUAGGCCACCUGUUAAAAAUGCGCAUUUAGCACUCAUGUUCCAAAACUUAUCUGGUCCACAUUUGGCACAGAUGUGACCCACAUGUACCGAAACAUAUCUGUUCUGCUUUUGGAAAAGAUGUGGCACUGGUGCCUAUGGAACAUCUGCAUGAGAAAAAAUUGAAAUGUUGAAAACAUUUGGCCCACAUGUUCUAAAACACAUCUAGUCCGCAUUUGGCACAUCUGCAUGUGAGACAAAAGUAGCCAACAUGUUGAAAAUGCACAUUUAGCCUACAUGUACCAAAACGUAUCGGGCCCAUUUUUGGCACAGAUAUGGCAGUUCUGGCUACAGAAAAUCUGCAUGUAAGAGAAAAGUGGCCUACAUAUAGAUAACAGACAUUUGGCCCACAUGUUGUUGAACAUAUCUGGUCCACUUUUGGCACAAAUAUGGCAGUGCUCCCUAUAGAAAAUCUGCAUGUGAGCCAAAAAUAGCCCACAUAUUGAAAACAGACAUUUGGCCCACAUGUUCUAAACCCGCAGUGAUCGGGCUUCAGAGUGCCGGCUCUUUGUGAAACAGUCUAGAGUGGCGUUUUUGUGAACCGCCAGAUUCAGACUGUGGCUUUCCAUUGGCUGUUGGGUUUGUUUGAGUGUGUGUGUGUGUGUGUGUAGACAGAACUGAAGCCACUGAUGACAGAGCCGAAUUGGGGCUGGUCUCUCCUGCUCUUGCGCGUUUAGAGAGCUCAUCGUUUAGUUUAAUUUUUUUCGUUAUCUUUGAUAUGAAUGGAGAUCAGCUGCUCUACACUGACACUUUGUACGUCGUUCCAUCUUAAUGAUGAGUUUAGAUGGGCAGCUGAUGAAGCUACAAGCUUUUCUGUAGGAAAAACCGAGACUAAAACCAAAAAAAGCUGGUCCUCUCCCUCUCCUGUUAUCCUCUCAUCUCUCUCUCUCUCUCUCUCUCUCUCUUUUUGUCUUUGACUGGAUACACACUGAGCAGUUCUAUUGAUGGGGAAAAACCAACAAAAACUACUGUAUAGAUUGUUAUCAUUUUUUUGAUGAAAGCUGUAAAAUAACUUUUCGAAAUUCACAAUAUUAAAUUAAAGUUACUUCUUGUCUGUGAUCUCA
This is a messenger RNA of Astyanax mexicanus (Mexican tetra), 8185 nucleotides long. It is a transcript of the gene ebf1a, whose product is annotated as EBF transcription factor 1a. The transcript is spliced from 17 exons. The coding region runs from base 766 to 2580 and encodes 604 amino acids. Lineage: Eukaryota; Metazoa; Chordata; Actinopteri; Characiformes; Acestrorhamphidae. The record is from RefSeq and is a predicted model, not a curated record. Gene Ontology annotation, biological process: regulation of transcription by RNA polymerase II. Gene Ontology annotation, molecular function: RNA polymerase II cis-regulatory region sequence-specific DNA binding; DNA-binding transcription factor activity, RNA polymerase II-specific.